This is a messenger RNA of Zophobas morio, 1412 nucleotides long. RefSeq names its product pancreatic triacylglycerol lipase. Gene Ontology annotation, biological process: lipid catabolic process. The transcript is spliced from 6 exons. The coding region runs from base 300 to 1385 and encodes 361 amino acids. NCBI's taxonomy places the organism in Eukaryota, Metazoa, Arthropoda, Insecta, Coleoptera, Tenebrionidae. Gene Ontology annotation, molecular function: lipase activity. The record is from RefSeq and is a predicted model, not a curated record.
CUUGCCUGGUUAACAUUGACAUAGACCUGGUCAUCGUUGUCCAAUGCUGCGCUAUUAUCUGACCCUUCCACCAAUUACGGGCAAUUGCGGCGCGAAGAACCGAAAUGGCUUUCUAAAUUUCAUGGCAAAAGCGCCAACAUUGAAACGGGACACAAUAAAAUGAUGAUGGAGGCUCAGUUUUGUGGAAACGUCGAGUGGCGUCGAUGACAAUGCGUGCUGCGGCGGAUGGCUCUUUACUGCUGGUGUAAUGUGCGAUUGUUGAUAAGUGGUCUUUUUCCCGGUUUGUUUUUUUCAAAAAGAUGAACGUGUUCACUCAGUUGGUCGGGGUCGUGGUGAACGCGUUGAUGACGCCCUUUGACCCUUCGGCGGCGCCGAUGCCCUAUAUUGUUAACGAGGCUACCUGUCACACAAAUCAUUUCAGACUGGGUGAAAACGAGAUGAAAGUGACUCUCGCCCCAAGGGGCCUUUGUCCGAACUGUUGUCCGGUGAAAUCCGGAACGGACGUUCGUUUCGUGCUCUACACCAAGGCCAGGCGCGAUAAGGGUGCAAUUAUCGAACCGCACGCGCCGGGGGCCGCACGGCGGGCGGGAGUGGACCCAACAUUGCCCACCGUCAUCUUCAUACACGGAUUCUCGGAGGUCUCUCCGGGCCAGAGUGGACGCUUCGUAGCCGACGCCUAUCUCAGUCGGAAGGAUAAUUUCAACGUUAUCCUGUUGGACUGGUCUGAGUUAUCCACGUUCCCUUGGUACAUUCCUGCCGUUCGAAACGUCAAAAUGGUGGCGGUGAAGUUGAGAAAAUUUCUGGAGGUUUUCGCCGACAGCGGGGAGAUUCCGAUUCGGAACCUACAUAUUGUGGGGUUCAGUUUGGGGUGCCAUAUUGCGGGGUUUGCGGGGAAGCAGCUGAAGAAUGGUCUGAGGAUACCGAGGAUUACGGCUCUGGAUCCGGCGUUUCCGGAGUUUUCACUGAGAGAUUCUUCGAGGCGCAUAUCACGCACCGACGCUGAUUACAUCGACGUUAUCCACACCGACGCCGGCGUCUUGGGCCUACCCAUCCCAGUGGGUCAUGCCGAUUUCUACCCAAACGGAGGCCGAGCCCUGCAGCCCGGAUGUCAGCCCAGUUACUUGGUCCAGCUUCGACUAGUAGAUCAAAUUUUUGGCUGCAGUCACGUGAGGGCCUGGAAACUGUACGCUGAAUCUGUGGUGAACCCGGACGCGUUUCCGGCAACACGAUGCCAGACUUGGCGAGGACCCAACAAGAAGUGCAAUUUUACGAAAGACAGUGUGAUGGGCUACGCCAAUAACAAUCGAACCCGAGGACAGUUUUAUCUGCUGACGAACUUCAAGGGGCCUUUUUCCAAGACUGCGUUUCAACAAAUGACUGAUUAGGGUUAAGAUUACUUAAGUAAUUUAUUA